AUGGCCUCACUGAUUCGUGGUUUCAUCGUUCUGCUUUCAGCCAUAAGGACAGAUCUAAGUCUGCUGCUUGAGUGUCUGAAGUUUCAGAUGAAAUGUCCUGAUUUGCAGAAACAAGCUCUUCUCACCAUUCACUCAAUCUGUGACAAAAGAGAGGACAAUGUGGACCUGCUGAGAGAGAUGGGAGGUGUGGUAUUUGUAUACAACCUCGCCAAAUCCAGUAUGGUUCGUUCAGAUGUUAAGGAGACUGCACUCUUUACACUUGGCACGUUAGCCGAGGUCAAUGUGUAUUGCAAGAACUCUCUGUGCACAAAGGCGACAUUUGCAGACCUUGCUGGAUGGUUGAUGAAAGACGACAUCCCUCUGACACUGAAGAGAGUGUCUGUCUAUUUGCUGUCUGUGUUGGUAGCAAACAACAAAUCAGGACAGACUUUAGGCCAAACUACUGGCUGCCUGGAUAUACUACUGGCCCUUUUCAGGACCACUUCCCCUCUCUCCACAGAGGCCUCAUUGAGAGCAGUUGAUGCUACUCAAACCCUCCAACUCUGGGCGUCUGUGUCCAGUGCUCUGUGUGGAUUUGUCAACAACCCUCAGAAUGAGGAGGGUCAGCGGAUUUGUGUCUCAGUGUUUCCCAUUAUAAAAGUCUGGCUUCAGCAGAUUGAAAUGCCACGCACUGAGAUUUUUCAACCCAUAUGUUCCUUCAUAGCAAUGACAGUUGCCAACAACUCCUGUGUUCAGGAGAGUUUUGCUGCCUCAGGUGGUCUGGAUACUCUCACUCUUGCGCUGGUUCAUCUGGCCUCUGUGGCAGACACAAGCUUGUUGUCUUGCCAGCUUUCUGUCAUUAUAUCCAAGACCCUGUCAGCUUGCAUCACAGAGAACUCUCCUCUGGCCUCAGGUCUGGCCCAGUAUGGUGUGGUUUCCCACCUCUUCUCCCUGCUGGUUAGCCCACACUUGGACCCUGAGGACAGGCUCUCUGUUUUAGUCGCCCUGGGCCACUGCACCGAGGCCUCUGAGGAGCACCAGUCUCAGUUGGUGCAGUGUGGAGGCCUGCCCCUGAUCAUAACCCUUCUCACAGAGGAUACAAGUGAGGAGGUUAGGAAGACUGCUACAUUCAUACUGCAGACCUGCAAACAGGCCACCAUGUCCUUGGGUGAGCCCGGUCUAAUAGCGAGACAGGGGGAGAGUGAAAAUGUGGAGCCUCUUCCAAACUUUGACGGCUUUAGGAGCUCAGCCAGAGAGCUGCUGCGCAGAAUUGACCAGCUAGAGAAGAGACAGGCAAAGGAUGCUGAGGAUGAACAGGAGGACAUGGAGCCAUUAGCUUUGACUGGCCAGCCGUCUCUGCUCCCAGCAGCAGCUCUGCCUCUGCAGCUCAAGGAGAAAAUAAUAACAAUUCCCACAGCAUGUACACAGAACAGCACUCUUAAGCAUGUAGAAGCAGGGGGUGGCAGCAGCAUUAGACUUGAAGCUGUCAGCAGUGUGAUCAAGAAUGACAAUGAACUGACGCUAGUGAGCUCCAAUUUGGGUGUGCAGGAAGAGAGGGCAAAAACCAGUGGAGGGGGUGUGUGGUGCUCAGCGUGCAAGGGUACUGGAUCCCUAAUGCCUUCCCACCUGCAGUCACAAGAGGGAGGCAGAGAGCCUCACACGGAAGACAAUCAGCUGUUUAGGCCUCCAGCACCAGUGAGACACAGUGUACCAAAAGAAAUCAUAUGUACUGAUGAAGAUGAAAUGCAAGAUCAUGAGAUGAGUAAAGAGGGGGAAAAUCCAGUUGAGGAGCACUCACUCUCUCAUAUCCGCUGUGCAGGUUGUGUGCUGACUUUUGAGGAAGUGACCAGUCACAAUUUUGAGUUUCUUCUAAGCUCCUGCCAACGCAGCUGUGACAUGCACAGGGUUCUCCAGGAGGCCACAGAGCGGUUCAGGGCGCGUCAUUGCAACCCUCUGUUUGGGAGAGAGCACCAAGACGACCCAGACUCUGAGAGAGUUUCAGCUGCAGAGCCACAGAGAAGCAGGGAAAACAGGAGAGAGGUCAGUCUGACUCCUAAACGUAAAGGAGCAGGGAGAGGCUCCCUGCCAGAAAACCACUGGAAGAAGCACAAUGGCAUCACUUUGACUCCAAUGUGCAGAGAAUCUAAAAAGGACACAUCGACUUCUUAUAACAAGACUGGUUCAGGCUUGAUUCUGCUGAAAAGGUCUCAUCCUCCUGAAGAGAGAAGAGGAGGGAAAAAUAGCAGAAAUCCAGCAAUUGAUGAUGAGCCAGGGACUAGCACAGAUCACAGUUCCACUAGAAGGAAGAGGAAAGAUUUCACCCGUGAGGAGGUGCGCUACCUAAAGUGUGGAGUGAACACUUACGGCUUCUCCUGGAACUCCAUCUUGUGGUCAUACCCCUUCCAGCCUGGACGCACCAAUGUUGACCUGGCUCAGAAAUACAGGCGGCUAAUGAAAGGUACAAACCAGGAUUCUGGCUGUUCAUAAUCCUGGUUCUGAGAGCCAAUGUAUGGCCACCUUUAAAUAACAGC
Plectropomus leopardus (leopard coralgrouper) is the source of this 2510-nucleotide messenger RNA. Lineage: Eukaryota; Metazoa; Chordata; Actinopteri; Perciformes; Serranidae. The record is from RefSeq and is a predicted model, not a curated record.